Maylandia zebra (zebra mbuna) is the source of this 7150-nucleotide messenger RNA. Its product is annotated as kinesin-like protein KIF1C. The record is from RefSeq and is a predicted model, not a curated record. NCBI's taxonomy places the organism in Eukaryota, Metazoa, Chordata, Actinopteri, Cichliformes, Cichlidae. Gene Ontology annotation, molecular function: microtubule motor activity; microtubule binding; ATP binding. Gene Ontology annotation, biological process: microtubule-based movement.
CGCCGCGCGGCCAGGCCACCGGCCAGCCUCUCCGCCUCUCUCCCCUUCUCUUCUCUCUCCUUUUCCUCCAUUUUUCCGUUCAAACUCUCCGCUCACUCCCGGCUCGCCGCUCGAGGCCCGCUCCACGCGGACAGGAGCGCGAGGAGGCGGACUGACCACCGGAUUAGCAACUUUUUCCAGCGACGGGCUGUCCCGGAGCUGCCGUGAUUCACCGCCCCAGCAGCCAGCGGCGGGCCUCAACUUUCCCCAGCCUGGGCUCACCGGACGGUGACGUCAGCCCGGAGAAAAGUUGAGCUCGAGGCGCCGGUGCUGCCGUUAUUCCCGGGAGCAGCUCCGGUUAGUGUACGCUGGAACUUUUCUGUGAGGCAGCAGCGCCCCCACCCAAAUCCCUCCACCCCCACCCUCUCUGCCCGGCUGUCCCGGUACCGACAGGCCCGCACCGGGACCAGAACCAAGAGAGGCUGCUGCCCCGCGUGCCUUUGUUUGUUUAUUUGUUUGAUUUGACUGAAGGUGGGCAUGGAGAGAGAGUGAGCGGGGCAUCGUGUGGCUUCCACGAGACUCACGGUUUCCUCCGGUCCUGUACAGGUGGUGGGCGGAGCUGAAAAAUGGCGGGUGCAUCAGUGAAGGUGGCGGUGCGAGUCCGCCCGUUCAACUCCAGAGAGAUAGGACGCAACGCAAAGUGUGUGAUCCAGAUGCAGGGAAACACCACCUGCAUCUCCAAUCCCAAACAGCCCAAAGAUGGAGCCAAGAACUUCACCUUUGACUACUCUUACUGGUCACACACAACGCCCGAUGACCCCGGCUUCACCUCUCAGACACAGGUGUAUAAGGACAUUGGAGAGGAGAUGCUGCUGCACGCCUUCGAAGGAUACAAUGUGUGUAUAUUUGCUUAUGGACAGACGGGUGCAGGGAAGAGCUACACUAUGAUGGGCAAACAGGAGCCUGGUCAGGAAGGGAUCAUACCACAGCUGUGUGAGGACUUGUUUCAGAGAACAGGAGAAAACACAGAUCCUGACCUGACCUACUCCGUCGAGGUGUCCUACAUGGAGAUCUACUGCGAGCGGGUUCGGGACCUGUUGAACCCAAAGUCCCAGGGCACCCUUCGGGUCCGGGAGCAUCCCAUCCUGGGGCCCUACGUGGAGGAUCUGUCCAAACUGGCUGUGACUGGAUUCACGGACAUCCGGGACCUGAUGGACGCCGGCAACAAAGCUCGGACGGUUGCAGCUACAAACAUGAAUGAGACGUCAUCCAGGUCCCACGCCGUCUUCACCAUCGUCUUCACCCAAAAACGACGAGAUCAGAUGACCAGCCUGGACACUGAGAAAGUCAGUAAGAUCAGUCUGGUCGACCUGGCUGGAAGUGAACGAGCAGACUCCUCUGGGGCAAAGGGCACGCGGCUCAAGGAAGGAGCAAACAUCAACAAAUCUCUGACCACAUUAGGAAAAGUGAUUUCAGCUUUGGCUGAAAUGCAGAGCAGUAAAAAGAGGAAAAGUGAUUUUAUUCCCUACAGAGACUCUGUUCUCACCUGGCUACUGAAGGAAAACCUGGGAGGAAACUCUCGCACAGCAAUGAUUGCUGCGCUAAGUCCUGCUGACAUCAACUACGAAGAAACACUGAGCACUCUGAGGUAUGCUGACCGUGCCAAACAGAUUCGCUGUAACGCUGUGAUCAAUGAAGAUCCAAACGCCAAACUGAUCCGAGAGCUGAAGGCUGAAGUGGAGCGACUGAGAAAUCUGCUGUUUUCUCAGGGCCUGCAGGAGCUGCUGGACAAUGCUGUCAACAACAACAACAACAUCAACAACGGCCCCGGUGGUGUCGCAGGUGCGUCCCCCUCCCCUCUUCAGCUGGCUCUCACAUCCAAUGGGAUCACGCCUGAGAAUGGCCCCGCCCCUCCAGGCGCUGAGCCGGUAUCUGAAGGGGACACACCCGCUGACCCUGAUCAGCUGAUCGAGGAUGGAGAGGAAAGGGAGGAGGGAGAGUCCACAGAGAACAUCAGCAAAGAGGAAGCAGCUGAGAGACUGAUGGAAACAGAGAAAAUCAUCGCUGAGCUGAACGAGACAUGGGAGGAGAAACUGAGAAAAACAGAAUCUAUUCGUCUGGAGAGAGAGUCCCUGCUGGUGGAGAUGGGCGUGUCCAUAAAGGAAGAUGGAGGAACACUGGGCGUCUUCUCUCCUAAAGGAACGCCUCACCUGGUCAACCUGAAUGAAGACCCUCUGAUGUCUGAGUGCCUCCUGUAUUACAUCAAGGAGGGCGUGACCAGGGUCGGGCAGCAGGACGUGGACAUUAAACUGUCGGGUCAGUUCAUAAAGGAGAUUCACUGCGUUUUUGUCAGUGAGACCAACGAGCAGGGAGAAGUGGUGGUCACUCUGGAGCCGUUAGUCGGAGCAGAGACCUACGUUAAUGGGAAGCAGAUCACAGACGCCGUCAUAUUAAAACAAGGUAACCGCAUCGUCAUGGGGAAGAACCACGUGUUUCGAUUCAACCACCCGGAACAGGCGAGGCUGGAGAGGGAGCGCAGCGCCACGAUGGAGCAGCAGGAGGAGCCGGAGGACUGGAACUAUGCCCAGAAAGAGCUGCUGGAGAAACAAGGCAUCGACAUCAAGCUGGAGAUGGAGAAGAGACUGCAGGACGUGGAGACUCAGUACCGUAAAGAGAAGGAGGAGGCUGACUUGCUGCUGGAGCAACACCGACUGUACGCAGACAGCGACAGCGGGGACGACUCGGACAAACGAUCCUGUGAGGAAAGCUGGAGGCUCAUCUCCUCCCUGAGAGAGAAGCUGCCAGCUAAUAAGGUGCAGUCCAUAGUAAAGCGCUGCGGUCUGCCCAGCAGCGGUAAGAGGAGGGAGCCUCUGCGAGUCUAUCAGAUCCCUCAGAGGAGGAGGAUCAGCAAAGACCCCAAACGGGUGACCAUGGAGGACCUCCGCAUGCAGGCCGUCAAAGAGAUCUGCUACGAGGUGGCUCUGGGAGACUUCCGUCACUCCCGUCAGGAGAUCGAGGCGCUCUCCAUCGUCAAAAUGAAGGAGCUGUGCCGCAUGUACGCCAAGAAGGACACCAACGAGAGGGAGAGCUGGAGGGCCGUGGCCCAGGACGUCUGCGACACUGUGGGCAUCGGAGAGGAGAGGAGCCCUGCCGCUGAAGAGGGAGGAGGAGGAGGUGGAGGAGGAGGAAGUGGUGGUAGUGGAGGAGGAGAGACAGUGGAAGGUGGAGAGAAGAGAGGCGUGUACGAUUUGAAGGCUCACAUCGAUAAGCUGACAGAUAUUUUGGAGGAGGUGAAGCUGCAGAACAACAUGAAGGACGAGGAGAUCAAAGCUCUGAGAGAUAGAAUGAUCAAGAUGGAGAGCAUCAUACCUGUUCAGGACGACGACAUGAAUGGUGAGGGAGGAGAAUCCCCUCAGAGAGAGAGAGACGGGGACGUGGACGAAGACGACGACUGCCCCAACCACCCAGAGGUCAGAGUUCAGCGGCUGAUGGAUGAGGACCCGGCAUUCAGGAGAGGGCGGCUCCGCUGGAUGAAAAAGGAGCAGCAGCGGCUCCUGAACCUGCAGCAGCAGAACAUCACCAAGAAGCUGCGAGGACAGAACCAAAGCCAAGUCUGUGCCCUGACCCCAGCCCUUGCUCCUCCAACUCUUCCAGGUCAGAACACCCCCACUGUCCCGAUCCACCUCCCGGGAACCGGUCGCUUCAUCCCUCCCCAGGAGUGCAAGCUCAAGUUCCCCUUUAAGAGUAACCCUGCCCACCGGCUGUCCUGGGGACCCGCUAGCGCUGCCCUGCAAGCUCUGGGUCUGGGCGAGGGAGGAGGAGCAGGAACUGAUGCUGGUGAGCAGAAGGAGAACAGGGGAGGAGAAGCUACAGGUUCUCCCUCACCUCCGCCUCCCCCACAAGGUCAACUCCCUGGUCUCUUGCCCCUCCCCUUCCCAGCUCAGCCUCCUCGCAUGCGCACCCCCAGCCCUCAUCGUGCCUGGCAGCAGCGUAACCAGGGCAACCAGGGUGGCUACCACUACAACAACCAGGGCAACAACCAAAACCAGCAACGUCGUUACCGCCGAAACUCCCUGGACAGCUCGCCACAGGGCAACGGGAGCUACGACAAUGACCAGCACUUCAGCGGCGGUGGCAACGGUGGUCACCAGGGGCGACCAAGACAGAGGAGGGGGUUUUCCCCUGGGCCAGGGGGGGAGAGAGGAGGAGGAGGCAGAGGAGGAGGAGGAGGAAGCAGAGACGGGGACAGAGACAGAGACGGAGGCUUCCCUUAUAAUCAACGCCAGCACCAUCAGUACCACCACCACCAUCCCUACUACAACCCCCACAAUGCACCAUUCCAACCUGGACCUCACCCUCACCCCCAUUACCACAGCCUGCCGCGGUCAGGGGCCCCGGCCCUUCCUGCUGACAUGCUACUGGGCAUUGUGCCGCCGCCAGGGGUGUGGGCUUUCAACACUCCGCCCAGGAUGAGGCGGCAGUUCAGCGCACCGGACCUCAAAAACAACAACAACAAUAACAACAAGGAGACACCGAUCUGACCUCUGACCUCCUGAACAUGGAGGCUCCUGAUUGACUGCGGGACAUGGGGUGAUCCUGAUGCUGUAGAGAAUCGGCUGAGAGUGUGGUUGUGUGUGCACGUGUGUGCAUUUGAGCACUUUUACACACCCUGUAUCCUCUGUCCUGCUGUGCGUGUGUUUGUGAAGCUUUUAGCUUAGCACAGGUGAGCUGUUAGCAAUGCUGACGUGCAAAAAUUGAAUUUCAAUUUGUUUUAUUCUAUUUUAUGGAGUUUGUCGUUCUGUCAGACUUUGAUCACGUAAUGAUUUAGCUUUUUUUUUUCUUUUUUAAAUUUCACCGAUGGCUGAUGUUCGGGCGUUGAUCACUGUGUUAACGAGGUGCCUUAAAGCCGACAUGUCUGCUGGUGAAGCUAAUUUUGUUUUAAAGAUAAAGGACGUCAGUUAGCAGGGUGGUGUUUUUGUGUUUGAUGAGGGGUUUUUUUAGCUUUUAGUGCUAGCAGGUGAAGAAUAGGUGAAAUUGUGAGCUUCGCCUAGCCUACGCUGCAUUCAAGUUCCAUGGGAAUUACAGAUUGUACAGCUUGUUAAACUCACUUCAACCCUCAAACUGAUGAUUAGGAAUUUAAUCAGAAACAGUAAACUUGUAUUUACAUCUUCUCCCAUGUGAUUUGAAUGCAGCAUCGCUGAGUGCUACAAACCAAAGAAAGCGGCUGUGCGGCACUUGCUAGUCAGGGUAAAAGCGUCAGUGCAGGAAUAAUAAGUGCCAAUGGGGCAUUUGCAAAAACAGCAAAACAAAAAUGGAGAAGUUGAGGGUGAGAACGGCGAGUGUAAAUGGGCCCCUGAGGAAGAAGAGGUGCAGAGAGGAGUAGUAGUAGGUGCUGCGCUUGUCUUACCUGUCAGAUGUUUGUUUUUAAGAGCUGUGUGUGUAUAUUUGAAGUGUUAAAUCUAAUUUUUAAACACGUGAAAUGUCCUGACGGUAGGUUCACCGUCUCUGGCAAUCGUGGGAAAUGCAAGUGAUGCGUAACACAUGAUGAUGUCCCAAGGUGGGAGUUGAUGUUGGAGCUCAGAGACAUAAUCAUGAAGGGAUGGAUUUGUUUAUGUAGGGCUAGAUAAGCAAGGAAUUCUGGGAGAUGUAUUGAGAAGGAGAAGGUUUUGAGGGAGAGAAGAAGCUGAUAUACAGUAAGCGUUUUGUUUUUGAAGAAGUAACAGACACUACAGCAUGUCAGGUGUGAUACAAGAUUCCUGCUGUAAGGAUGUGACACUUUUUACAUUAUAUCCAAUUCAAGAAGGAUGGGAAAAUUCACUGCUGCCUUCCUGGCACGUAGGGAUCCUGGAAAUUGUGGCCUCCACCUGUUUCAGGUUGCUUUUAAUUUCUUCUCUUUUUCAAACAUGACAUUUACACACACAUAUUUUUGCUGGUGUUGUGUUCACUUCACAUCUUUAAGAUAGGAAACAAAUUUCCAGCUUCCUGCGUCACAGCGAACGCAGCGUUUUAUGUGCGUUUUAUUCGCACUGAAUUAAUGAAGACAAGUUUACUGCCAAGAGGGGCUGGGAGAGUUGGCGAUACUGCGCACACUCCACCCACUCAAAGCAGAGGAUUCUGGGAGUUAACAAGUGGAGCAACUAUGAGCUCUGUGGCUUUUAAGGCUUUUUUCAUAAAAAGGUUAGAACCAACCAAUGGCAGCGCUCCUUCCUGCUGCAAGAGGGAGUCAGUGCCAUGACGAUGACGAUAAUUAUGAUGAAAAUGAAAGUGAUUGCAGUUGGCCUGAGAAGCAUGAUGUCAGCAGAAUCUCUGGAAUUGACCAAUCACAGGACAAUCUCUAAACCUGCUUCCACUGCCGGGCCUGAUGGGAAAAUUAGUUUUUUAAUUUUUUAAUUUUUUAGAUUUUUUUCCAGCUUGGGCCUCCGAUUGGCUGUUUGUUUUUCAUUUGUGUAUCACAUCAUGUACUGCGUAUUUUAACCAACCUCCAUGUUUGACCUUUGGUUUAUGAUGUCAUCAGUCAUCAUCACUUAUUAAUAUAAUUAUCCUAAAGUUAUACGUGUCAUUAAUAUUUGGUUAUUGUGGAUGCUGCUAAAGGGAGUUUCUUUGCCCUCACGCAAACCGUUGAGUUAGUGUAUGUGUUUGUGUAUGUUGAGUGUGUGUGUGUUGGGCAUCUGUUUGUGUGUUUGUGGGUUAACUUAGAAUCAAACAGUAAAGUUUGUUUUACUUCAUAAAGCUGAUUUUAGUCAUUAUUCUUUUUCUUUGGUUAGUUUUGUUGUUUUUUGAGGUGGAAUGGGGGAGAAACUUGGAGGGGGUGGGGUGUUGCCAUAGCAGCCAUGACUCGGCAGAAUUCCAGAACAUUCUAGAACUCCCCUCACUGACAGGCUGUGCCCAUUCCCUGCACCUCUGCUCUAAUCAUGACCUCAGAAUCUGUGACAUUACGGCGUGUUAUCGCUUCAGAACUCGAAACACGGAUAUGGAUAUGAUGACAUCAUGGUGUAGCCCUCUUCCUGUUGGCCCAGACCCCCUCAGUUGCUUUUUUGUUAUUGUUGUUGUUUUCUCUCUGUAUGUGUUGGGUUGUCUUUUGUUGUUGUUUUGGUUGUAUCAGGAACCAAUCUCAGGCUCUACCUGCAGACAACAUGAUGGCAAUAAACUGUCUCCAAGAUUCAAAAUAAGA